Molecule: messenger RNA, 6163 nt
Organism: Linum trigynum
Lineage: Eukaryota; Viridiplantae; Streptophyta; Magnoliopsida; Malpighiales; Linaceae
Source: the annotation of a GenBank genome assembly
UUCACUUAAAUUGCCAAAAAUUUUAAGUGAGAGAUUUGGGUUCAAAUCCCUAAUAAAUCUAUCAAACAAAUUGCGACCCUUUGGAGAAUUAAAGUCUAUAUUUAUAAAUUAUAAAUAAUUUACAAAUUAUAAAUAUAUGAAUACCAAUUACCAGAGAAGGAAGAAAAUCUUCUUCCUCUCACCCUUUGAGAGAUAGAUCUUUCAUUAUUUGAUAUGGGCAUUGCUAUUCAUCGCCCUAAAAAUUCUUAUUCGUCGCCCUAAUUAUGUUAAAUUUACUCUAAUGCCCUUCGCUUAUUUUUUUUCUUCUUUUCUUUCAAACACUUAUAUCCAAAACAAACCCAUUAACUACCAAAUAACAAAAACACACCAAUAUAAUCAAUUGAUCAAUGAACAAAUCGGGUUUACCGUUUACGGAUAAAUCCAAAAACAAAAUUACUAUCCUAUAUUGAUUACAAUUAGGCAUUAGCCAUCUAAUGAUUCUGAUCUAAACCAAAAAUUGUUCUGCAACAAAAUGCAGGGCAAAUUACAAACAAAAUGCAGGGCAAAUUACACACUGCAAAUCAUUAUUAAAUGCAGACUAAUCAAAUACAUGAAAAACAAUCCAUGUCGUCUUCGUCUUCUUCUUAAUUUACUCGUUCAGAUGUCCUUCUUCCCCCUCCUGUCGGGCCGGCUUCUUCUUCCUCCUCGCGAUCAGCCCUCUUCUUCCUUCCUGGUUCUUUCUUCCUUCUUCAUCCUUCUUCUCGAGAGCAACCGCAGCAGGAGCAAUGGGGCGGCGGUACAAGGAGCAGCAGCGACGGAAGAAGAAACCUCCUUUUGAGAGUGUCAGUGGAACCGAGCUGGUGGACGGCAGUGGCAGCAGCAAUGGAAAGGGUGGGUGACAGACUUUCUUGCCCAAAUGUAGAGGUGGGGGAUCGGGUUUGGACUGAGAUGAGACCUUAGGGAUUGUUUGCUUAGUGUACGGUUUAGAAAUUAAGGUUAGGGUUAAAAGUGUGAAUUCAAUGUGUUUUAGGGUGAUAAAAUUUAAAUUUUAGAGCGACGAAUAGCGAUUCAGUUUGAUAUUUGUGAUGGUAAAUAUUGCAUAAAAAUUCAUAAUUAUGAUUUUGUAACAAAUGACAAGUUACUCUCAAUCAAAAAGAAGCAUAGGGUUUUGUAUAUUUAGCAUGGUAAAGGAAACCGUACCGGACAUCAUACCGGAUUCCUUUCUGGUAUGGUAUUUUGUGGUACGACCGUGGUUCAACCGUUUUGUACCGGUAAAUACCGUUUUUCACUAUUGAUAGAGAAAUGAAAUGCGAUAGUAUAAAAAAUAUAAUCCAUAAAAAAAAGAACCAAAUAGAGCAUUAUACAACCACGGUGACCCAUUUUCAACAUAGAAAAAUAACAAAAUAAUCUUCUUUUUUAAUUAUUUUCCACAUAUUGGACGAGAAUACGGAGAAAUGAAGCUGAAUCAUAGACCAGGAAACCGGAUCGUACCGGCCGGUUCAACCGGUCAAACCGAAAAAACCGGCCAGCACGGCAAAAUCAACACAAUCAGCCCACCGUACCGCUUUUGGUCAAAUUUCCGGUUGAACCGGUUGAACCGGCCGGUGCGAUCCGGUUUCCUGGUCUAUGAUAUUUAGUAAUAAUAAUGCAAAAUUAUAGAAUAUGUGGAAUUGAGGAAUUUUUUAAGUUUAUUUAUGCUAAUUGGAUGGUGACGUCUGACGUGAUGGGUUGACCGUUAGUCAAUGGGUUUGACCGUUCAAGAUAAUAGUCAAAUUUCGAAUUUGGUCAAUUUCGUAACUUUGAUACAUAGUUGAGACCACGAAGUUAUAAAUUGAAAAAAUUAACCAGAAUGUUUAAUAUGUAAAAAGUUUGGUCCAUACAAUUACAUUAACCCAAAGUUAAUAUUUCAAAAAUUAAUUAGGAUAAAAUAUAGUUUAAGUACUAUAAUAGGUAACCCCCAUAUUUCAGGGGCCAAUAUUACAACUAACUCAUUAAAUUUCAUUUCUCUUUCCUUUUAGGUGCUAUCUGAUUUGGCUGCUGGUGCUGGACCGAAAACAUUUUUUUCCAGCAAAAUCGCUCCGUGCAUUUUCCCGGGAAAGUUCCUACAACCCAAACCGCUGAAGAAGCUUUGCUUCUGAACGAACUUUCUGCUUUACUUCCUCCCACCGUCCCAAUUCCCAGGUCUCCGUUCUUUUGCUCUUCUCUUGAACUGGAAUUUUGACUCGCCACUUGUAGAUUCUUUAGUUAACAUUCAUCGUAUUCAGCAGCAGGAUAUUGACUCUUGUUCAUCUUUCUUCUUGUUUCCUUUUAAUCUGCCGACAAGAUCUUUUGUGUUUGUCGUUUCAAAUUGGGCUUGAGCUAUUUUCAGUUAUUCUUUCCCCUUUUUGAGGUUGGUUUGUCUUCAUCUACGAUUUUGGGAAGCAUUCCAUUCGCGUUUAAGUUAUACACAGUUGAGUUGAUUAUCAAUUGGAGGGUUUCUCCAAGUUGUGACUUUGUAAUUGACUACUGAACAUUCAGCAGGUGAUUAAUUGCAAUGAAACUUGAUUCAGGCUAACAGGCUCGGGACGGUUGUCUUGCAGCAACCGCAUAAUCAUCAUGGGUUUUACUUCCUAGGUAAUGAAUUGGACCAUUUGGUGUCUGUCUUGUGAUGGUCCUGGAUGUCAUGGAUAGUGCCUCAGGUCCUGCUUCAGAACUUCUUUCCCAGAUUGUGGAGGGAAUGGUUGAGAUCAUUGGUUCUGCCAAAGAAGUUUUCCUGAAAAAGUGCUGCUUUCAGGAGCUGGCCUUGUACCUGGAGAGGAUUGUUCCUGUCCUGAAAGAGUUGAAUGCAAAGGAUUUAGGUAGCUCUGAGGGCUUAACUAAUGCCAUUGAGAUUCUGAACCGGGAAGUCAAGGCUGCAAAGCGCCUGACUGCGGAUUGCGCCACAAGGAACAAGGUUUAUCUGCUGAUGAAUUCGAGAAACAUCACCAGGCAUUUACAGGACAUAUCGAGAGAAAUCAGCAGGGCUAUAGGUCUUCUUCCUAUGGCUACUCUGGAUCUCGCAUCUGGCAUUUUUGAGGACAUCACUGGCCUUUGUGAUGAAAUGCAAAGGGCCGAGUUCAAGGCAUCUGUAGCAGAAGAAGAGAUACUGGAGAGGAUUGAGUCGGGUAUACAGGAGCGAAAAGUGGACCGUUCUUAUGCCAACAGCUUGCUUGCUCAAAUAGCUGAAACAGUAGGAAUUUCGAAAGAGCGGUUCGUGUUGAAGAAAGAACUUGAGGAAUUCAAGGACGAAAUUGAAAAUGCAAAACUUAGGAAGGAUCAGGCUGAAGCUAUACAGAUGGAUCAGAUCAUUGCUUUGCUAGAAAGAGCAGACGCUGCCUCGUCUCCUAAAGAGAAAGAAAGAAAAUACUUCACCAAGCGGAGGUCUUUGGGUAGCCAACCACUAGAACCACUUCAGUCAUUCUAUUGUCCAAUUACUAGAGAUGUUAUGGUUGACCCUGUUGAAACUUCUUCAGGCCAGACAUUUGAGAGAAGUGCCAUCGAGAAGUGGAUGGCUGAGGGGAACAAUUUGUGUCCUUUAACUAUUACCCCCCUAGACACAUCAGUUCUUCGUCCAAACAAAACAUUGAGGCAAUCAAUAGAAGAAUGGAAAGAUAGAAACACAAUGAUCACAAUUGCUACCAUGAAGUCAAAACUCGAAUCUGAAGAAGAGGACGAAGUUCUUGGAUGUCUGGGACAGUUGGAAGAUCUGUGCUUACAGAAUGAUCAGCAUCGAGAAUGGAUGGUGCUGGAGAACUACAUUCCUGUUAUUAUUCAACUGCUCAGUUCAAAAAAUCGUGAUGUUCGUCAUAAUGCUCUUGACAUCCUAUGCAUUCUGGCAAAAGAUAGCGAUGACGCAAAGGAAAGAGUUGCACAUGCUAAUAAUGCGAUCGAGUUGAUUGUUCGAUCGCUUGGACGGCGUACUGGGGAAAGAAAGUUGGCAGUGGCAUUGCUGUUAGAACUAUCAAAAUGCAAUAAAGUGAAGGACUCCAUUGGGAAGGUACAAGGUUGCAUUCUCCUAUUGGUGACCAUGUCAAGAAGUGAUGACAGUCAAGCUGCCGCAGAUGCAAAACAGCUACUGGACAAUCUCUCUUUCUCUGAUCAUAACAUCAUACAAAUGGCAAAAGCAAACUAUUUCAGACAUUUUCUGCUAAGACUAUCAACUGGGCCAGAUGAUGCAAAAUUCAUGAUGGCAUCAACUUUGGCCGAAACAGAGUUGACUGAUCACAAUAAGGCAUCUCUGUAUGAUGGAGGUGUACUCAGUCCCCUUCUUCACUUGGUCUCAAGUGAUGAUAUUCAUAUGAAAACAGUGGCAGUAAAAGCUAUCCGGAAUCUCUCAAGCUUACCUGAAAAUGGCCGAAAGAUGAUUGAACAAGGGAUAGUACGACCAUUGCUCGACAUUCUUUUCCGACACGGUUCAUCAUCGUCCUCAAAUUUGCGGGAACAGGUUGCAGUCACGAUUAUGCACCUUGCAAGAUCUACAGUGUCUCAGGAGGAAUCCAGCCCAGUUCCAGUUUCUUUGUUGGAAACUGAUGAAGAUACGUUCAUGCUUUUCUCUUUGGUGAACCUCACAGGGCCUGCAGUGCAACAGAGAAUUCUCCAAACCUUCCAAGCCUUGUGCCACUCCCCCUCAGCAUCAUAUAUCAAAAUCAAGUUGAUUGAGUCAUCCGCCGUGCAAGCGUUAGUUCAACUGUGUGAGCACGAGAACUCAGAUGUCCGAUCAAAUGCUCUGAAGCUGUUCUGUUACCUCGUAAAAGAUUGUGAAACAGAAAUUAUCAUGGAACACGUUGGCAAAGAGUAUAUAGACACCUUGGUGAAAAUCAUCCAGAAAUCAGAUGAUACCGAAGAAGCUGUUUCUGCAUUAGGCAUUAUCUCUCACCUCCCAGAAGAACCACAGAUCAUCACAGAAUGGCUUCAAGAUUCUGGUGCGCUUCGAGUAAUCUUCAAAUUUCUUCAAGACAAAACUAAGAAGAACGAUCCCCACAAAAAUCAGCUUGUUGAGAAUGCAGUGGGAGCCAUGCAUCGUUUCACUUUGCCAACUAACCUGGAACGGCAAAAGAAAGCAGCAGAAAUUGGGCUUAUUCCAGUGCUAGUGAAGUUACUGGACUCGGGAACUACUACCUUGACAAGGAAGUAUGCUGCCACUUGUCUAGCUCAAUUUUCACAGAGUUCAUUUUCCUUGAGCCAACAAUUGACAAGGCACAAGGGAAUGCUCUGGUGCUUCUCGGCCCAGCACGAUCCCGGAUGCAUUGUCCAUGGGGGGAUCUGUACCGUCGAAUCGUCAUUCUGCCUUGUGGAGGCUGAUGCCAUACGGCCUCUAGUAAGAGUUCUCGAGGACCCCGACUUUGGGGUGUGUGAAGCCUCUUUAGAUGCACUCUUGACACUGAUUGAAGCCGAGAGACUGCAAUGUGGUAGCAAAGUGCUGGCAGAAGCAGAUGCUAUUCCCUCCAUGAUAAGAUUCCUUAGUUCUUCUACCUCAUGCCCUAGCCUGCAGGAGAAGGCUUUGUGUGGCUUGGAAAGGAUUUUCCGGCUGCCGGAAUUCAAACUGAAGUACGGCCAGUCUGCUCAAAUGCCUUUGGUUGACCUGACACAGAGAGGAAGCCACCACGUGAAGUCUCUCUCUGCCCGGAUCCUGGCUCACUUGAAUGUGCUCCAUGAUCAGUCAUCCUUCUUUUGAAACACUUAUUUAGCAGAACAAUACAGCCACAAUAGUCCAUUUGAUUUGAUUAUUAUUUGGUCUGAGAUGAUGAAAGGGCCAAACGAAGUUCUUGUCUCCUGUAGAGGGAAAGCAAAGCAAAUCCAGUUGAUCUUGUGGAUAGAGGGAUCGUAAUUAGUUUUACUUUUUGGCUAAUUUAUGGAAGACAAAAAUUGUUGUAGGGCUAUUCCCUAACAACUCAGCUGUAGAGUUUGGUUUUUGUUGUAAAUUUGUAAUUUCUAUUGCAGAGCUUUGUAACUUUCCUCCGUUUUACCUGCUUUUUCAUUAUGCACCUUUGUCCCCUUCGCACCCAUUUCAUUAUUUUUCAGUAGAAACGGAAUUCUCUGCUAAGCUCAGCAGCCGGUUGUCAAAUUGGAUUACUAAGUAACAAGACAUCUCAUGAUUUUAAAAUGAGUGUUCAACAAGCCAUCAAUUUAAGUUGGCUUGCAAGGAUAAGAAACACGGGUCUAGGUG